Molecule: messenger RNA, 1738 nt
Organism: Leptinotarsa decemlineata (Colorado potato beetle)
Lineage: Eukaryota; Metazoa; Arthropoda; Insecta; Coleoptera; Chrysomelidae
Biological process (GO): proteasome-mediated ubiquitin-dependent protein catabolic process; multicellular organism development
Cellular component (GO): cytoplasm
Molecular function (GO): ubiquitin protein ligase activity; ubiquitin conjugating enzyme binding; zinc ion binding
Source: RefSeq, a predicted model, not a curated record
AGGUUCGUGUGAAGAAGCCUUCAGUAUUUCUGGAUUCAGAUUCCGUUCAAUUUUGCUCGAGAUGCAAAGAAUACUUAUCAGUAGGACCAGUCACCAUUUUGGCAGAUAAACCCUUGUGCGGAAGAUGCCCAGAUCCCAAAGCAGUUCCUGCAGACUUCUACAACAAACUGGCGCAGUAUAUGUAUUUCCCUUGUAUAAACAAUCAAUUUGGAUGUAAUGCAAUGCUAGCCUGGGGAUCAGCUGAGGCUCAUGAGAAAAUCUGUAAGUUUGUUUCAGUUGUAUGCCCAGCUCUGACUUGUCAGAAGAAAGUUAUAAAAGAAGAUAUUGUGGAUCAUUUCAAAAAUGACCAUGAAGAACUACUGGUUGCUAGAGGAGAGUUUGAAGCUCCUUCUGGUUACCGAGAGAAGAACAGUCUUGUGAACAAAUUGAUGGUAUGGGGAAAUCAGGUCUUCAUCUUGAAGAUAAACUUUUCGUCAGCCUCAUGUUUCUUUAGUGUAUCAAACUGGGAUUAUCUGAACACUAGAAAAUUGAAAUACAACAUUCUGCUAGAGGAUGCAGACAGGCGACGGAAUAUGCAGAUGAGAGAUCUCCCUGUUGUGGAUUACAAAACGAAAAGACAUGAAAACAGUGUCAUGACCGAAUUAGAUAUAACUACUUUAAAGAAGGUGUUGAAUACAAAAACAUUACUUUGCACAGUCAAAAUAGGACAAGAAUCUGGAAAUAUUAACGAAAACCUCCUGUCUGAACUAGAAUGUCCCGUUUGCUUGGAGUACAUGAGACCACCUAUUUUCAUGUGCGCUGUUGGUCACAGCAUCUGCAGUUCUUGUAAAAUCAAAGUGAAAAAAUGUCCCAUGUGUCAGAUUCCCCUCAACAGUAACAGGAAUUUCGCACUGGAGAAAGUGACGGAACACAUUUUCUUUCCAUGUAAGAACAGAAAUCGAGGUUGUUGUUUUGCUGGGCCGUUAAUGAAAGUUUCUCUUCACGAAAGCAUAUGUUUCGUUGGAGCAAUUAACAGAACAAAAUGCUACAUGAACCACGUUUGCGGAUGGAAAGGGCCUAUUUCGGAGAUGACUUCCCAUUUGAUCAAUAAGCAUCCUAACUUCUACUUUGAUUUACAUUAUUCUGUUGUUUUCACCAUGGACGAUUUCAGUUUCUUGAAAGUUUAUACCGAGUACAAUGGACAGAUCUUCAAACUCUAUAUAUCCCAGAAGUUAGGUUAUGGUAUUCAGUUCGGUGUGAAACUCAUAAAAAAUAAUUCACUGAAAGAUAGAAAAUAUCAGUUCCAUAUUGACUUCGAAGACCUGGAAGGAAAUAAUAAACUUCUUAGAGUUACUGGUGAUUGUACGGUUUCGAAAUUCAAUGACGAUAAUUUCAAUUUAAGUAACUCCAUUGUUAUACACAAGCAGUUGGUUAGACCGUUCGUUAAAGAUAAUGUUGUUGAAUUCCGAAUAAACUUGGUAGAAUGCUGAAUUGGAAUUCAAGGGAUGAGGGGGAUAAGGAGGACCAGUGUGGAAAAAUCGAAAACGUAGGAGAUACGGAAUGGGCUAGAUCAGAGGUUCUCAAACUUUUCAACCUGAGCCCCCCUUCGUGGCCUAACCUAAAUUCGCGCCCCCUUUAUAAUGUACAUAUCGGCCUACUUUUAAUACUUCUUGCUUUUAUACUUUUAUAUGCCUAAAAAUACAAAGCACAGUGGUACACAAUACAUACUAUGGCAAUACAAAGUAUUUCCUCAAGCUCA